Loa loa (African eye worm) is the source of this 839-nucleotide messenger RNA. RefSeq lists its product as hypothetical. The record is from RefSeq and is a predicted model, not a curated record. NCBI's taxonomy places the organism in Eukaryota, Metazoa, Nematoda, Chromadorea, Rhabditida, Onchocercidae. Gene Ontology annotation, cellular component: cytoplasm. Bases 8 to 667 code for a protein of 219 amino acids. The transcript has 6 exons.
UCAGGUAAUGCCUCCCAAGAGGCCUCCUCCUCCUCAGGAGCGAUCCGCAGCCCGAAAAUCCAAAACAAGCACAGUAGUUACCCAGAAAUCAUCACCUUUGGGAAGGAAGAAAGAUGCCAAAAUGCAAGAUGCUGUGGAUAAAUUUGCCGAUGAAUUGAACAGAUCAUCGGAUGACGAGGACAAUAUUAUCGAAGCUGGUGAUGAACAUUUCAUUAAUGGUUCUUCUAUUGAACUUAGUGAAGUUGAAAAGGAAUUGAUCCGAGAAGAACUGAAGAAAACUGAAGAAGAAAUCAAUACAUUACGUCAAGUGCUGGUUGCACGUCAGAAGCACGCAAGUGAUUUGAAACGAAAAUUGGGCAUUUCACCGUUUACUGAGUUUACUGCCGAUAUCAAUCACUCAUUGCAGCAUGUCAAGGAAUCGCAGGCGUACCAAAAGACAUCGGAAGUGGUCGCAGGUACGGCAGACACUGUAAAGAGCAAAUGGAACGAUAUGCGUAAUUCAUCACUGUUCAAAUCAUUCGAAUCUAAACUAGGAACAGCAUAUACGAGUGCCAAAAUGGCAGCAUCCACAAGUAUCGAUCAAAUUUCGGGCAUGGCUAAAUCAUCAUCUGGAGCAUCCAGCCAAACUGAUCCUACAUCACCAUCCAAUGAAAAAGUGCAGCUGUAAUGUUCAGGAUAUCCUGGUUCUGUCGCUUAUAUUUGGGUUGGCGAAAUUCUCUCGUCCAUCAGAAACAGCAAUUCCAGUAAAAAAUAACUUUCAUAACACACAAUAUUAUCUCUCUUAGAACAAUACUUUGUAUUGUGUGCCACUUCACAACUUUCCCUUUCUUUUUCUCCUC